CAUGAGGGGGAUUACUACGCCUCGCACAAGGGCUUCUGCAGACUCGUCGAGAAGUUACGCAGCCUGAUGGAGAUGGAGGCUGUCCAGAUCAGCGAGGCCGACUGGACGACACCCCGAACGCCUUUGAGACGCUGGGGGAUCCUCAACACGCGCCCGUACAUGCGCGCCAAGCUGGGGGUGAUCCGCGCGCUGUCCGUGAUGGACUCGCGCCCGGCCAUUGAGGCGGCGCUGGCCGAAGCUAAGGACUCCCUGCGCCUGUGCCGCAGCGACAACGUCGGCAUUCGCUAUCAGGUGCCGACGCUCAUGCUGCUGCUAGGCCAGUACCAGGAGGCCUACGACUUCAUCAAGUGGCACGCGAAGGUCUACCAGGACUCGCACUACGACUGGGGCAACAUGGAGCUGCCGUACCUGGACAUCCACGGCGCCGACAUGGCCGAAGAGAAGAUGCCGGUGGAAUACGGCGACGUCUUCUUCACGAGCGCCAUUGUGUACAUCAAGAUGACGCUGGCCAAGGCCGUCCGAGACGCCAUUGUGGCACACGAGCUGGCGGAUCGCGCAUCGCUUCCGGCGGCUUUGGGGGCGUUCCUGGCGCCGACCGGAACUGCGAGCAGCCUCACAGAUCUCAAGAAGCUCUACAGGAAGCUCACGAGACAGGCGCAAAAGGCUUUCGCGCUCACGCACACGCAGAACAAGCAUUUCUGGGGCGCGAUGUUGGACCCAUUCCCUCUUAUUGAAGCGCCUGACCCGCCCUGCCACGGAUUUGGUGAUGUGAACCAAGUCAAGAUCUGGGUAGAGCAGAACGACUUGUUGUGGUGCGACCACCACGAGUUUAUCCGUGAACACCUUGGCAAACUAGCCUGA
This is a messenger RNA of Phytophthora sojae, 861 nucleotides long. RefSeq lists its product as hypothetical. The record is from RefSeq and is a predicted model, not a curated record. The transcript has 2 exons. The annotation marks the transcript as partial. Lineage: Eukaryota; Oomycota; Peronosporomycetes; Peronosporales; Peronosporaceae.